Messenger RNA from Melozone crissalis (California towhee), 1562 nucleotides. It is a transcript of the gene SLC18A2, whose product is annotated as solute carrier family 18 member A2. Gene Ontology annotation, biological process: transmembrane transport; xenobiotic transport; aminergic neurotransmitter loading into synaptic vesicle. The record is from RefSeq and is a predicted model, not a curated record. Lineage: Eukaryota; Metazoa; Chordata; Aves; Passeriformes; Passerellidae. Gene Ontology annotation, molecular function: xenobiotic transmembrane transporter activity; serotonin:sodium:chloride symporter activity. Bases 1 to 1560 code for a protein of 519 amino acids. Gene Ontology annotation, cellular component: terminal bouton; synaptic vesicle membrane. The transcript is spliced from 15 exons.
AUGGCUUGGGGCGAGCUCGGGCUGCUCCGCUGGCUGCGGGAGAGCCGCCAGUCCCGCAGGCUCAUCCUGCUCAUCGUCUUCAUCGCGCUGCUGCUGGACAACAUGCUGCUCACCGUGGUCGUGCCAAUAAUUCCCAGUUACCUUUACAGCAUCGAACACCAGAAAAACGCCACAGAAAUCCAGACUGCUAAGCCCAACCUCCCCUCAGCAACCAUGGACAAUUUCCAGAGCAUCUUCUCCUACUACGACAACUCCACCAUGCUCACUGGAAACGAGUCUGACAGGACACAGCCUGCAGAGCUGCCUGAGAGCCAGACAGAGCCCAUGGCUGUCAGGGUGACCGCGGCCCCCUCUGACUGCCCCAAGGAUGACAAGGAGCUGCUGAACGAGAACGUCCGCGUCGGCCUCUUGUUUGCCUCAAAAGCAACAGUGCAGCUGAUGACCAACCCCUUCAUAGGGCCCCUGACUAACAGAAUAGGCUACCAGAUCCCACUGUUUGUUGGCUUCUGCAUCAUGUUUGUGUCAACCAUCAUGUUUGCCUUCUCUGGAAGCUAUGCACUGCUAUUUAUUGCCAGGUCCCUGCAAGGAGUGGGUUCCUCUUGUUCUUCUGUGGCAGGGAUGGGAUUGCUUGCCACUGUUUACACGGAUGAUGAAGAGAGAGGCAACGCGAUGGGAAUUGCCCUUGGAGGCCUGGCUAUGGGAGUACUAGUGGGCCCCCCUUUUGGGAGUGUCAUGUAUGAGUUUGUGGGGAAGAGCUCUCCCUUCCUGGUGCUGGCAGCCCUGGCUCUGUUUGAUGGAGCUGUUCAGUUACUUGUCCUGCAGCCCUCCAGAACACAGGCAGAAAGUCAGAAGGGGACACCUUUGCUGACACUCCUGAAGGACCCAUACAUCAUUAUUGCAGCAGGCUCCAUCUGUUUUGCAAACAUGGCUAUUGCUAUGCUUGAACCAGCUUUACCCAUCUGGAUGAUGGAGACCAUGUGCUCAAAAAAAUGGCAGCUUGGCGUCGCUUUUCUUCCAGCCAGCAUCUCUUAUCUCAUUGGGACCAAUCUUUUUGGGAUACUUGCACACAAAAUUGGAAGGUGGCUUUGUGCUUUGCUCGGGAUGCUAAUCGUGGGAAUAAGUAUUUUAUGUGUACCGUUUGCUAAAAACAUUUAUGGGCUCAUAGCACCAACUUUUGGAGUUGGAUUUGCCAUAGGGAUGGUGGACUCCUCCAUGAUGCCAAUCAUGGGCUACCUGGUGGAUCUGCGCCACGUGUCAGUCUAUGGCAGUGUGUAUGCCAUAGCUGACGUUGCCUUCUGCAUGGGUUUUGCCAUAGGUCCCUCUGCUGGUGGUGCCAUUGCCAAGGCCAUUGGAUUCCCCUGGCUCAUGACAAUUAUAGGAAUUGUGGAUAUCAUCUUUGCUCCCUUGUGCUUUUUCCUUCGAAGUCCACCUGCCAAAGAGGAGAAAAUGGCAAUACUCAUGGAUCACAACUGUCCUGUGAAAACAAAAAUGUACACCCAGAACAACAUCCAAUCCUACCCCAUAGGUGAAGAAGAGGAGGAAUAUGAAAGUGAUGAAUAACA